Molecule: messenger RNA, 2346 nt
Organism: Gadus chalcogrammus (walleye pollock)
Lineage: Eukaryota; Metazoa; Chordata; Actinopteri; Gadiformes; Gadidae
Gene: phf21b
Product: PHD finger protein 21B
Exons: 16
Coding region: 424-2346 (640 amino acids)
Source: RefSeq, a predicted model, not a curated record
GUUCUGUUCUUUCACUGCUCCAUCCGGGAACUUUAGAAUUAGCAUUGACAGCCGAAGCGCAACUUUUCUCCAGGCAAAGUGAAAUCAAGCCGCGGACUCGGACAAAAUCUAGUCCCCCUUUUUCAACUCGAAAUUAUCGAAAGAAGCGGCACGCCACGAUUUGGUCGGAUGUAUCGAUAUUCGGACGUAUUUGGGAUGUAACUGACCGAGGUCCUGGCUCUUUCCGCUGUGUUUGGACCACUUUUUUCGACGGGCGUAAAGUGGGUGAUGAGUCCUACCCUGUAAAGAAGCGAGAACUUGCUUUUGCAGCCCCGAGUAGUUCUUCUUUCAAUUGUUAUUGCCGCUUUAAAAAAAUCUUUAAUUCACUUAAACUUCGUACGCAUCGCGUCGAAAGUGGGAGAAAAGUGCUUUUGAAGUCGGACCAUGGAACUACAAGGCCUACAAGAGGCGCUGAAAGUAGAGAUCCAAUGCCAUCAGGACGGAGAGCUUAAGAAACAGCUGCACGACAGACACCCCAGAAUAACAAGCCUAAGCGAGAAACAAAAGCUGGCAGUGCGGUCCUGUCCGGUAGGGACGACCAAGCCCCUCUCGCUCGUCAAACCGGCCAACCAACAGCAGCAGCAGCAGCAGCAGCAGCAGCAGCAGCAGCAGCAGCAGCAGAGCAUAGCCAUCUCAGUGCUGCCUGCCAAGGCCCCCGUCUCCAUGGUUACCGCACACAUUAACGGACAAAAGGCGGCGGCGGCGGCGGUAGCGAACUCGGAGCCCCCAGUGCAGACGUCCCCCAUCAACCUCCAGACGGCGGGCAGGGGGGUCGUGAUGACGACCAGCCCCGGGAUCCACGCCUUGAGUCGGAGGGCGGGGGAGCUGGCCCACGCACAGAUGCUUGGAGCACUGACAACAUCGCCCAUCAAGGUGCCUCAAGUGAGCUCUCUGCACAGGCUGGCAGGACAAGCACCAACAGUGAUACCUCAGGUCAGGCCAAAGACCCAGAUCCCUGACAGCCUGCCCCACACCCCCUGCCAGGACCUCCAGCCCCUCAGCCUGCAGAAGGCCACCACCCUGUCGGGCCCCCGCAGCAAGGGCCCCGCCCUGCCCACCGCCAACUGCACCUUCAGCCCCGAGCACCGGUCCAACGGCGGCCAGGGAGACCCCUCGGCCCCCUCGGCUCCUCCUCCUCCUCCUGCCCAGGACCUGUCCUCGGGGGGGGGUCAGGACUCCAGCGGCGUCCCACCGAAGGCCAGCACCCCCGUGGGGCCCGGGGUGGCUAACGGCAUGGCGGCCGUCGGAGAGGCGCUGGUCAAAGUGCAGCCGCUGCUGUUCAGCGCAGACAGCAAGGUCAUAAUCCUCCAGUCCCAGGCCCCCAGCCGCUCCCCACGGGCCCAGGCCAGCACGCCGUCCCUGGGGGGCAGCCCGGCCCGGUCGCCCCCCACCACCCCCACCCCCGCCGCCCCCAAGAAGGACGAAGAAGACCCAGAGAAAAUUGCCUUCAUGGUUGCCCUCGGCCUAGUCACCACGGACUACUUGGAAGAGCUCCAGACCAAGAGACAGGAGAGGAAGAGGCGGAGCACAGCCAACCCAGCGUACAGCGGCCUGUUUGAGCCCGAGCGCAAACGACUUGCAUCAAACUACCUGAACAACCCCCUUUUCAUGUCACAAGACACAGAGGAUCUCUGCUGGAAGGAGGACUUGGAGCACGACGAGCACUGCUCCGUCUGCAAGGAGGAGGGUGAGCUCCAGCCCUGUCACAACUGCACCCGCGCCUACCACCCCGACUGCCUGCAGCCCCCCCUCAAAACCCCCCCGCGGGCCGCCUGGUACUGCCCCAAGUGCCAGAAGAAGGUUCUUAACAAGGAGAACAUGUCCUGGCCGCAGAACUUUGUCCAGUCCUACGUGACACACAAGACAGUGAGGCAGGAGGAGAAGAGGAGGCUUCUGAGGAGGAACACUGAGCUGAAGAAGGAGUGCGCUCACCUGGAGGAGCAGGACAAGAUGCUGAACAAGUCCCUCGAGCAGUGCAUGGACGUGCGGGAGCGCCUGCUGGGCCAGCAGCGCAGCACCCAGGCCUCCCUGGAGCGGGUCAAGGCCCUGAUCCGCCUCAUCCAGCGGGACCAGGUCCUCCAGGUCACCAUGACCGCCACCACCACCGCCAAGGCCCCCCUGCUCUCGCUGCCCUGGAUCAAGCCGGCCAGCGCCACCAGCACCACCACCAGCACCACCAGCAGCGGCGGCGGCGUCAGCGCCAACGCCGCCAUCACCCUGGGCCCGGCCACCGCCACCGCCAUCGCCUCGAUCCCCGUCGGACCCUCGGCACUGCUCCAGAGGGGCCAGGCCCAGGGCAACAACUAG